GUGAGGCGCGCGCGAUUCCCCGCGCGUCUUGGGAGCAGUGCCCCGGCCCCCCGCCGCUCCCGCCGCCGCCAUGUCGGGCCGGUCGGUCAGGGCCGAGACCCGCAGCCGGGCCAAGGACGACAUCAAGAAGGUGAUGGCGGCCAUCGAGAAAGUGCGGAAAUGGGAGAAAAAGUGGGUGACUGUGGGUGACACAUCCCUUAGGAUAUUUAAGUGGGUUCCUGUGACAGACAGCAAGGAGAAAGAAAAGGCAAAGUCGAACAGUUCAGCCGCCCGCGAACCUAAUGGCUUUCCCUCUGACGCCUCCGCCAACUCCUCUCUCCUGCUCGAAUUCCAGGAUGAAAACAGCAACCAGAGUUCGGCGUCUGACGUCUACCAGCUGAAGGUGGACAGCAGCACCAACUCGAGCCCCAGCCCCCAGCAGAGCGAGUCUCUGAGCCCAGCUCACACCUCGGACUUUCGCACGGACGACUCCCAGCCCCCCACGCUGGGCCAGGAGAUCCUCGAGGAGCCCUCCCUGCCGGCCUCCGAAGUUGCCGACGAGCCUCCCACCCUCACCAAGGAAGAACCAGUGCCCCUGGAGACGCAGGUGGCGGAGGAAGAGGAAGACGCAAGUGCCCCGCCCCUGAAGCGCUUCUGCGUGGACCAGCCUGCAGUGCCGCAGACAGCGUCGGCCUCGGAGAGCUAGCGGCGUCUGCACCCUCCGCCUCCCGCCCCGCCUCUAUUUAUUGUUCUCUGGCUCUGGCCGGGCUGUGUUGCUGGGGUGAGGGCAAGCGCUGGGGUCCAGAGCCUGCACAUAGGAACCGUCCAGCCUGGAAGCUGACAAAGGACUUGGGGUUGCAGCACCAUCUUCUGUCCCUGGCACCUGUCUGCUUGCUCCCCCAGAGGAGCGCUCCUGUCCUCCCACACCCAAGUAGACUGGAGCCACCCCCAGGUGGCAGUCUCUGCCCCAGGACCUCUGGACAGAGCUGCUGGCAUGUCUGAGAGAGAGAGAGAGAGAGAGAGAGAGAGAGAGAGAGAGAGAGAGAGAGAGAGAAAGAGACUGUGUGGAUGGCGCCCUCUAGAGGAGAGAGUGCCUAAGGAUACUUGAACUUGAAAGGAGACUGUAGACGCUGGGAUCCUCCAGGGUGUGUGGCCUCCAGGCUGCUGCUGGAGGAGACUGGGCCGAGGGAGGGAGGGAGGGAGGGCGAAGGUCCGUCUCCACCUCUCGCUGGUGCCUCUCUGCCCCAGCCCGAGGUGGUCCUGCCUCUGGUGGGCUCUGGCUGCUGGUGGUCUUUGUGCCCUCCCCCCCGCGCACUCCCACGCCGGCGGCUUUGUUCCCACCGUACGUGUCAUUCCAGCACCCCCUGCCUCCUGCUAUACACUCUGCCUCAGCAAGAAGUCGAGGUUCUGACAUCAGCACCCACCCCCCACAGUACUGCUUCAGCUCAGACUUCUAGAAAGUUCCCUCUUCUUUCAAACCUGCAUGUUUAAUUGAACUUUGUGAUUUUAUUUUUUGUUUCAAAAAAAGUUUAAGAAAAUGGAAAUGAGCGACAGUGAGUGAAGACAUAUUUUAGCACUGAAUAGAAUAUUUUUAAAAUUAAACUAUUUGAAAUACGUC
Messenger RNA from Lepus europaeus (European hare), 1597 nucleotides. It is a transcript of the gene BCL7B, whose product is annotated as BAF chromatin remodeling complex subunit BCL7B. Bases 71 to 685 code for a protein of 204 amino acids. The record is from RefSeq and is a predicted model, not a curated record. The transcript has 6 exons. NCBI's taxonomy places the organism in Eukaryota, Metazoa, Chordata, Mammalia, Lagomorpha, Leporidae.